This is a messenger RNA of Gloeophyllum trabeum ATCC 11539, 767 nucleotides long. RefSeq names its product HSP20-like chaperone. The record is from RefSeq and is a predicted model, not a curated record. NCBI's taxonomy places the organism in Eukaryota, Fungi, Basidiomycota, Agaricomycetes, Gloeophyllales, Gloeophyllaceae. The coding region runs from base 153 to 611 and encodes 152 amino acids. The transcript is spliced from 3 exons. Gene Ontology annotation, biological process: response to hydrogen peroxide; protein complex oligomerization; response to heat.
UCUGGAAAUUUCGAUGCUAUGCUGCGCUUGAGGUAUAAAAGGCGGACCCUGCGCUCUGCGAGUCCUUCAGAAUAGAAAGCACAGGAUACCCAGCAGUCACAUCUCUAAAGCGCCUUUAAUCUUUUCUCCUUUUUCUCUUUUUCUUUCUCGCGAUGUCUCUUUCUCGCGUGUACGAACCUUUCUUCUCUUUCUCCGACUUCGACCGCCUCUUUGAUGAGGCCUUUGCGGCUCGCACAAGUGACAACAGCCAAGUCAGCCGCACUGGCUCUGCAGGCGGGCCCCUCCGACCAAGGAUGGACCUGCAUGAAGAUGAGAAGGCCAAUGUCGUGACGGCAACAUUCGAACUGCCCGGCCUCCGCAAGGAGGACGUGCAGAUCGACGUCCACAACAACAUGUUGUCCGUCUCGGGUGAGAGCAAGAUCUCGUCAGAAAGGGAUGAGAACGGGUACGCCGUCCGGGAGCGGAGAUAUGGCAAGUUCUCCAGGACGAUCCCACUUCCGCAGGGUAUCAAGCCCGAGGAUAUCAAGGCGUCCAUGGAGAACGGCGUCUUAUCUGUGACGUUCCCGAAGACAACACCUGAGAUGGCUCCCAAGAAGAUCACGAUUUCAUGAAGGGGUUUUGGGUUGAAUGGGAUGUUUUGAAGGGAUUGACUUGCUGACUGUACUGUGUAUUAUAUUCUCACCCAACGCUCGCUAGGUCUGGCUAGCGUCCGUUCAUUGUAUCAAUAGUCAAUCCCUUAUUGAUGAAAUGAACUGGUUUCGUCUCGG